AUGAUCGUGUGCAUGAACUUGGACGCGACGGAGAGUACGAAGCAGCACAUGUCCGAGUGCGUCGCCUCGUUCAGGAUCACGGUCUGCAGCUCGUGCGAGCGCUCGGCGAUGGGCUGGAACAUAGAGCAGCGCGAGUACGAGCUCACGAACAUGGCCUUGGACUCGAAUAUGAUCAAGAACUGGAAGCCGUAUGUACUCGCGAACAAGAUGUUGGACGGAAAGUUGAGCUUGGGCGGCAACAGCAAGGAGUUGGUAGAGAGGAAGCAGGCGUUGAAUAGCGGCUUGUUGGGGAACUGCCUCAAGAGCGUCUACGCGCCCGGGGACGACGACGAGUGCUUGGUCUUGAAGGCGGUCCUGUUCGUGGUCGUAGUCAAAACCCCGGUCUUGAUGCUGCGCUACGGCAACACCCUCUACUUGGACCUGAGCGAGUAG
Saxophila tyrrhenica is the source of this 432-nucleotide messenger RNA. RefSeq lists its product as uncharacterized. The coding region runs from base 1 to 432 and encodes 143 amino acids. NCBI's taxonomy places the organism in Eukaryota, Fungi, Ascomycota, Dothideomycetes, Mycosphaerellales, Extremaceae. The record is from RefSeq and is a predicted model, not a curated record. The transcript is spliced from 2 exons.